UCAUUUAUUAAAACGAUGAAUGUGAAACUUUUUGAAAUUGUGUGCCUGGUGAGCGUAAUCCAUACGAUGAAUGGUGAAAUAAAUAAUCGAAUCAAUCGUAUGCGUGGAAAUUUAUUGCAAAAUUUAACACGAACCCAUGAAUAUGACGAUAACAUUGUGACGAGUCAAUUGGACGCAUCAAUUCAAGUGAGACAGUUUUAUCGCAGCUUUCGCGAUGUGUAUAACAGCUGGUUCGGCGGUACAGGCAAACGUGAUAAUGGAAAUUUUCUACAAAAGCGUGUGCCCGAUACAGUGGCAUUUCCAUGCCGUACGAACGGAUAUAGAAGCACAAUAAUUCCCAAGAAUGUUAAUCGAUUACGUCCCGGCGAUAUUGAUAUUGUAAUGGCUAUAGGGGAUUCAUUAACCAGUGCAACGUCUGCAAAUUCGGCUGCACUGUGGGAGGUUUUAAUUGAAAAUCGGGGUGUAUCUUGGUGUAUAGGUGGACAAGGAAACUGGCGAUCACAUUUAACUCUUCCAAAUAUAUUGAAAGAAUUCAAUCCGAAUUUAUUUGGAUAUUCGCUGCAAGAUUCAUACAAUGUACAUCAAUCGGCUCAAUUUAAUGUGGCCGAGAAUAUUGCUACAGUCACCGACAUGCCGUACAUGGCCCAAAAAUUGAUCGAUCGUAUGAGACUGGAUCCAAGAGUCAACAUGACAUCACACUGGAAGCUAUUAACAUUCAUGAUAGGUGGAAAUGAUUUUUGCUCGGACAUAUGCUACCAAACGAAUGCAACUCAGUGGAUCAAUGAAAGUCAAGAAAAAUAUCUAAUUAAGACGCUGCGAUAUUUGCGCCAACACAUGCCACGGACAUUCGUAAACCUAGUACCAUCACCCCUGGUCAGUCUAUCAUUUUCAAUGGACCAAGUAAAUGUUCCAUGGACAUGCUACCUAUCACGACCAAUCGAAUGUUCAUGUCUUUUCGGUCCAGCAUAUUCGGAAAAGCGUCAACUCUUCCGCCAGCGUGAACGUGAAUUUGUCAAAAUAAUGGAACGUGUCAGCUAUCUCAAAGAAUUUCACACGGACGACUUUACUGUCGUUUAUCAGCCAUUCUUCCGAGAUGCGUCUGUGUUUGUAGACGACAGUAAAACACCGGACAUGGAUAUUAUGUCUGUGGAUUGCAUACAUUUGAGUCAGAAGGGACAUGCUGUUGCGGCGAAUGGAUUGUGGAAUAAUAUGCUGGAGAGAAAUGGUCGGAAGAGUUUGAAACUGAGCACAUUGUUCAAACGAUUUAACUGUCCUUCACCCAGUCAACCGUAUUUAGUAACUUACUUUAAUUAGCCGGUGCGUUGAGCAU
This is a messenger RNA of Bradysia coprophila, 1330 nucleotides long. RefSeq names its product phospholipase B1, membrane-associated-like. Gene Ontology annotation, biological process: phospholipid metabolic process. Lineage: Eukaryota; Metazoa; Arthropoda; Insecta; Diptera; Sciaridae. The record is from RefSeq and is a predicted model, not a curated record. Gene Ontology annotation, molecular function: glycerophospholipase activity.